Staurois parvus is the source of this 880-nucleotide messenger RNA. Lineage: Eukaryota; Metazoa; Chordata; Amphibia; Anura; Ranidae. The record is from the annotation of a GenBank genome assembly.
AUGGCUUCCAACGACAGCAUCCUCAGCUCGGCUUACCUUGCCGUUGAAUACAUUGACUCUCUCCUGCCAGACAAUCCUUUACAGCGACCAUUUAAACAUGCCUGGAUCUACAUGCUGGACAACUACACCAAAUUCCAAAUUGCCACAUGGGGAUCCCUCAUUGUCCAUGAAGCCAUUUACUUCUUGUUCUGCCUGCCUGGCUUUCUCUUUCAGUUCAUACCGUACAUGCAGAGGUUUAAAAUCCAGCAGGACAGACCGGAGACAUGGGAAGGCCAGUGGAGAUGCUUUAAAAUGCUCCUGUUCAAUCAUUUCUGCAUCCAACUUCCUCUGAUCUGUGGCACAUACUACUUCACAGAGUUUUUUUAACAUACCCUAUGAUUGGGAUAGCAUGCCUCGAUGGUAUAUGUUGCUGGCCCAAUGUCUUGGUUGUGCCGUCAUUGAAGAUACCUGGCAUUAUUUCCUGCACCGUGCACUGCACCACAAGCGCAUCUACAAGUACAUCCACAAAGUGCAUCAUGAGUUUUUGUCUCCAUUUGGGAUGCAGGCUGAGUAUGCACAUCCUCUGGAAACACUGAUAUUAGGAGCUGGAUUUUUUAUCGGAAUUAUGGUUUUCUGUAAUCAUGUCAUUCUUCUGUGGGCCUGGGUUACAGUCAGACUUUUGGAAACAAUAGAUGUCCACAGUGGUUAUGACAUUCCUCUGAAUCCAUUACAUCUGGUCCCAUUUUAUGCCGGUGCCCGUUUCCAUGACUUUCAUCACAUGAAUUUCAUUGGUAACUACGCAUCAACAUUCACAUGGUGGGACAAACUCUUCAACACAGACUCUCAGUACAACAGUUACAGAACGAAAGUCAAGACACAAGAAGCAAAGAAGACCAAAUAA